Molecule: messenger RNA, 516 nt
Organism: Terrapene triunguis (Three-toed box turtle)
Lineage: Eukaryota; Metazoa; Chordata; Testudines; Emydidae
Product: ketohexokinase-like
Exons: 3
Molecular function (GO): kinase activity
Source: RefSeq, a predicted model, not a curated record
GGAGCACAGUGGCAUUGUUCAUUGGCUCUGGCUACCUGGCCCUGCCCCCUGCCCCCUCACUCCUUCUUUCCCGGCAGGUAUUUGUCAGCAAGGACGUGGCGAAGGACUUUGGUUUCCACUCGGCUCCCGAGGCCGUGAAGGGGCUUCACACCCGUGUGAGACCAGGGGCCACUGUGAUCUGCGCCUGGGCCGAGGCAGGGGCUGACGCGCUGGGGCCUGACGGGGAGCUCGUCCACUCAGACGCCUUCCCCCCAGAGACCAUCGUGGACACGCUGGGCGCUGGAGACACUUUCAAUGCCGCUGUUCUCUUGGCCCUGUCGAGAGGGCAGAGGCUGCAGGAGGCGCUGGCCUUUGGGUGCCAGGUGGCUGGCAGGAAGUGCGGGGUCCAUGGGUACGACGGCAUCGUGUGAACAGAGCGCCGCCCGCUGGAGGAGACGCCCCCUUUGCACCAGGAGGCUGCAGCUGGUGCUGACUUGCUGGGAUUUCCUGGGGCGCAAGGGCUGAGCUGUUGGUGCU